CCCCGAAAUAGGCUUGCCUUUUCCAUCUCCGCUUUCCGGCUUUGCAGCUAGUCAUGCGAAAGAUUACGUGGGAAACGCAGCCACUUCGAACUUCACAGACAAGUUGUGAGACUGUCGGUUGCCACAGAACUUGCUGUCCAGAUACUUUGGUGGGCGGGUUAGAGAUGGUGAAACAUUGCCUUUCUCGUUUAGGUUGCCAUUCGUAGCCCUCGCAGCUUCUAAAGUUGGAACUGUCAAGUUUCUUACACCAUCACCCAACUCUCAAUGUUUGAUGGAGUGUCAAGGUUGGAGUCAAGGUUGAGUGAUUGAGGGGGUGCGUUUUGUUGGCGGUAACGGAGAAAUGGAGUCACUUCAAAGGGAGAUCAUGGUGAGAGACAACCCAGGUGACGGCGACAGCAGCCAAAGCAUAGUGCUCCAGUGUGGAGCGCCUGGGGAUGUGGAGCAAGGGGAAGAAAUGGUAUGUGGUGAAACUCGCGGUAGUGGGAUGAGCCUGUCGGCAGCCUUGCAGGCAUACUGUGGGGGGUUGCAGUCAGAAAAGUUAGUAGAGAGAUUGGGGAUGCAAAGGCUGGCGCGAGGUCUUGCUGCAGAGUUUGAGAAGUGGGGUGACUUGGAGAAGGUGUGGCGCGUGGCCAAGAAUGCCUGUGAGACGGGUGUUGGUUUGGCAGGUGACAGCGAAGAUCUGGUGAGAGCUCGUGUUCCGAAUCAAUCGGUUGGAGACCUCACGAAAGACUGCUUCCACAGCGAGCGUGGUUACCGAAGAAGUGUUGGGAAAGGACGACGCCAGACACGGAAAAGCUUCAUGCCCCGAAGGUUUGGAGUUGACGAUUCUCGUGACGAGGUCCAGAGGGAUUCCACUAAGAAAAAGAAAGAGGAAAUCAAGGACUCUUAUCCAGUGUCAGGGUAUAAUUGGGCUUUAUCGUCUUGCUCAGAUGCUACAGAUAGCGAGACUGAGCAAUGCACUAGAAAGAAAAGCAAUGUAAAGAGGAAGAGGAAAGAAAAUGAUGCAACUGAGACCCCGCAAAUGAGGCGUGAAAUGUUUUGCAAACGUACUAGCGCUCAAAGGUCAAGCAGCUUACGAGAUCAAGAAGAAUCUGUAGACUGCGACGAGGAGUUGACAGGAAUGCAAGCUCUCUUGGAAAUGCAAUUAAAGGCCUCGGAGAGUAGUGAAGCAGGAAUGAAUCAGUGUAUGGAGAUGGUGAUGGAUAUGCUAUUCGUAUACACGGGGCACGCGGAGAAGCGUGUCAGCCACCUUGAAGAGCUGGCGCAACCGAACGAGCAAGUCUUGGACAGAAUCAGUGAUAAGCUAGAGAAGGUUAUGGAAGGGUUGACUACUUUGAACGAGAACCUGACAGUCCUGUCCGCCUGCUUAUUCAGCAAUUUAGGGCCUCAACGACCCCAUUGAUUUGAUAUUGUACAUUUCACCUGUGUUGUCAAGAUUUGUAUCUUUUCGUUGCAAAACAGAAACUCGAUGAGGAAAACAAGUAGGGCAGAGAAAGAUCCAGGUCAGAAGUGUUUAGAGAUACCGUUGUGGUGCAGGCGCGUUUCUUUUGAUCGCAUUCCUGUUGUGGGAGCAUAUGUACAUAUUGCAUCAGUUGUUGAACAUACUACUUGGAGAUUCAAAUCGGAUCAUACAAGAGUUUCACAUU
This is a messenger RNA of Physcomitrium patens, 1646 nucleotides long. RefSeq lists its product as uncharacterized. The record is from RefSeq and is a predicted model, not a curated record. NCBI's taxonomy places the organism in Eukaryota, Viridiplantae, Streptophyta, Bryopsida, Funariales, Funariaceae.